AUGUCCCCUGUAUCCCGUCUCCCCCGCCAUUUCCCACGAAUCCACCCCAUUCUUCCAGCCAGCUGCAAUCCCCGCAGCUAUUCUAAAGCCCCAAAACUCAACAAAUUCGUUCAAAUCUCGGAGGAGGUACGUGGGGCACUAACAUCAAAGACCCCCGUCGUAGCAUUAGAGACAGCCAUCUACACACAUGGCUUCCCAUACCCAGACAACGUGGACCUAGCCAUCAAAGUUGAAGCCGCCAUACGCGAGGGCGGUGCUGUUCCCGCAACCAUCGGGAUCCUAGACGGGAUCGCCCGUGUGGGAUUUUCCCAGCCGGAACUAGAGUGCCUAGCGUCUACCGCGGGACAGAAGACCACUGUUAAAGUGUCUCGUCGAGAUCUGCCGUUUGUCGUGGGGAUGAGACAUAAAACGGCGUACAACGGCGGGACAACGAUUGCGGGGACUAUGCUACUCGCCCAUAUGGCGGGUAUUAAAGUAUUUGCGACGGGAGGGCUGGGGGGAGUGCAUAGGGGGUAUCCAAACCCAAUGGAUGUAUCUGCGGACUUGAUGGAGUUGGGGAGGACAAAUGUUGCGGUUAUUUCUGCUGGCUCAAAGGCUUUCUUGGACUUGGAGAACACCUUUGAGGUAUUAGAGACCCAGGGGGUAUUUGUCGGUACAUUUGGUAGGGCCGGGACCAAGGUCAUGGUUCCGGCCUUCUACAGCCGGGAGAGUCACAUCAUCAGUCCGAAUAUCCUGGAGAGUCCCGGGGACGCUGCUGGCCUAACAAUGACGCCAGACGCAAGCCAUGCGAUGGGCUUAUCCUCCGGUCAACUAUUCUGCAACCCUAUCCCCGAAGAAUCCGAAAUUCCGGAAAAGGACAUCAACAAGGUUAUUUCCGAGGCUGUGGAAAAAGCUCGCCAUGAAGGGGUCUUCGGAAAAGACCAGACGCCCUACAUCCUUAACGAAAUCAAGGAAGUCACAAAGGGCGCCUCGCUACCCGCGAAUAUAGCACUCGUCCUGAAUAACGCGAGAAUGGGGACCCAGGUGGCGCAGGAACUUGUGAGAUUUGAAAAAGGAGAAGAAGGACCUCUCCCCUCUGUUGCUUCCACUUCAAAUUUCAUACCGCCGGUGACUCCCCCUCCAGCUCUUCCGCCUACUGCCGUCGAUCAGUCACCCACCACCAUCACAGUCCCAGAAAUCCUAGUAAUUGGCAGCCUAGCGAUUGAUCAAACCCUCAAAACCACCACCAAGCUCCCUCAACUGCACACCUCCAACCCGGUAGCAACAACCGAAACCCUUGGCGGCGUCGGCAAGAACGUCGCCCUGGCAGCACACCUCGCCGGCGCAAACGCCCGCCUGGUAUCCGCCGUUGGCAAAGACCUAGCCGGGACCUGGGCUCUUGAGAGACUCCAAGCGUUAGGCAUGGACAUUAGUGGCGUGAAGAAGAUUGAUGGCGGGGUCACGGCGAGGUACGUCGCGAUUAAUAAUUCCUCUGGGGAACUAUUCGUCGCGGGGGCGGAUAUGCGUGUUUUUGAAAGCGCGGAGAUGGGCACUUUGGCUCGGGGGGCGAUAGCCAAGGGUGUGAAGGUCGUCUGUGUUGACGGGAAUUUGUCAGUGGAGGGAUUGGCGGGGGUGGUUAGGGCUGCUGCUGGGCUUGAUAUCCCAUUAGCAUUCGAACCAACCUCACCUUCAAAAUCCACCCGCAUCCUCUCCCCCACUCUCCCAAUAUACCCAUCUACCUCCACGGUAUCACUGACAACUCCAAACACCCACGAACUAACAGCCAUGUUCGCCCACGCUCGCGAAAUCGGGAUGUUCGAGCGGGAGGACUGGUGGCGUGUCGUAUGUGACAUCAAUAUCGAUUCGAUAUAUUUUAAUACCCAACUCCCCACUCGCUUGAGCACAAACCUGCUGGAAGGUGGGAUAAUUCAGUCUGCGGUGCACCUGUCGCCGUACUUCUCCGGUAUCAUGGUUAAGCUCGGCGUGGACGGGGUUGUGCUUGUGCAGCUUCUUCCUCUAGCGACUUCUUUCACCUCCGCAGCCCUACCUCCCGGAACAAUUGCCUCCCAGGGCGCGGGUUCUGUGGCAGGAGUUAUGGUAAGGCAUUUCCCGGCAGAGGUGAUAUCGCAGGAGAAUAUCAUCAGUGUUAAUGGUGUGGGUGACACGUAUUUGGGUGUUGUGUUGGCGGGCUUGGUGAAGAUGGGGAUGAACGGGGCACAUAUCGAAGAGGUCAUUGGGAGGGCGCAGAAGGCGGCGGGGCUGACGCUGAUGAGUCCUGAGAGCGUUAGCGGGAGGGUGGUUGAGGUUGGGUGGCGGUAGUACGGGGUAUCUGGAGGGUGUACUUGGGUAGAAUUUUAAGACGCGAGUGAUUUGUA
This is a messenger RNA of Tuber melanosporum (Perigord truffle), 2354 nucleotides long. RefSeq lists its product as uncharacterized. Gene Ontology annotation, molecular function: pseudouridylate synthase activity. The coding region runs from base 1 to 2298 and encodes 765 amino acids. The record is from RefSeq and is a predicted model, not a curated record. NCBI's taxonomy places the organism in Eukaryota, Fungi, Ascomycota, Pezizomycetes, Pezizales, Tuberaceae. The transcript is spliced from 7 exons.